AAAUCGGAAAAGAGAAAAAAAAAGACGGAGGAGAAGAAAGGGCAAAAUUCCCUUGCGCACUUUGCUCGCUUGUCGAUUUCUUCAUCCUCAACCACACACCCUCGCAAGGAAGGAACAACAGCCGUCGCAACAAUGGCACCCGCAAACCUCCCCUCGGUCUUCAACGCGACCAGCCAGGACAUCGAGAUGCUCCUGGCUGCGCAGUCGCAUAUCGGCUCCAAGAACCUGCAGGUUCACAUGAACCCCUACCUGUGGAAGACCCGUGCCGAUGGUGUCAACAUCAUCAACGCCGGCAAGACCUGGGAGAAGAUUGUCCUCGCGGCCCGCAUCAUCACCGCCAUCGACAACCCCUCGGACGUCUGCGUUAUCUCGGCCCGUCCCUACGGCCAGCGUGCCGUCCUCAAGUUCGCCGCCCACACCGGCGCCCAGGCCAUCGCCGGUCGCUUCACGCCCGGUAGCUUCACCAACUACAUCACCCGCUCCUUCAAGGAGCCGCGCCUGAUCGUCGUCACCGACCCGCGCACCGACGCCCAGGCCAUCAAGGAGGCGAGCUACGUCAACAUUCCGGUUAUUGCCCUGUGUGACACCGACUCGCCCACCGAGUACGUCGACGUUGCCAUCCCCACCAACAACAAGGGUCGCCACGCCAUCGGCUGCGUCUGGUGGAUGCUGGCUCGUGAGGUCCUCCGUCUCCGCGGCACCAUUUACAACCGCGAGACCCCGUGGGAUGUCAUGGUCGAUCUGUACUUCUACCGCGACCCCGAGGCCGAGGCCGAGGAGAAGGUCGAGGAGGAGAAGGUGCCCGGCGUCGAGGAGGCCGGCCCUGCCGCCAUCGAGUCGGGCUUCGCCAACACUGGUGGCGACUGGGAGGCCGCCCCUGCCGGCUUCACCGGCACCGCCCAGCCCGGCUGGGACGAUGCUGCUGCCCAGCCUGCCAACUGGGACUCCGCCGCCCAGGGCGCCGCCUCCUGGGACGAGGCCACCCCGGCCAAGGAGGCUAGCCAGUGGUAAUCCAAUUUCUCAAACAAAACGGCAUGGGCACGGUACGGAGUUGGCGUCUCGAGGGAAUUUUGCUAGGAAUCCAAAAAAACAUACUCCCCACAACACUUGGGAAACAAGGGCCGUCUGUAGAGCUUUCAUCACUCGGCUUUCUCAUGGACUUGGGUUACACUUGGUGCGCACUGAUGAGGGAAAGAAACCCGAUCCAGGACCCCGGCCGCUGCGUGGCCGGGCCUGGGGAAGGAGAAUGCCCUGUGUGGCCAAGAGGAGUGGACUUAACCGUUAUUCCGCCUUUGUGUCAUGGAUGGCGGGCCAGGUGAAGUUGAACUGAAUAAAAGACAAAACAAACAAGGACCCCAAAAAAACCGCCCUGAAUCUCUGCGACGUGACACCGUGGGUAUUUGUUGUCUGUGGGAGAUUUGUGCGCCUUGGCCUUUCGAUGAUGAG
Molecule: messenger RNA, 1446 nt
Organism: Gaeumannomyces tritici R3-111a-1
Lineage: Eukaryota; Fungi; Ascomycota; Sordariomycetes; Magnaporthales; Magnaporthaceae
Product: 40S ribosomal protein S0
Exons: 3
Coding region: 133-1011 (292 amino acids)
Biological process (GO): cytoplasmic translation; ribosomal small subunit assembly
Cellular component (GO): ribosome; cytosolic small ribosomal subunit; 90S preribosome
Molecular function (GO): structural constituent of ribosome
Source: RefSeq, a predicted model, not a curated record